Molecule: messenger RNA, 5795 nt
Organism: Oncorhynchus nerka (sockeye salmon)
Lineage: Eukaryota; Metazoa; Chordata; Actinopteri; Salmoniformes; Salmonidae
Product: BTB/POZ domain-containing protein KCTD3-like
Exons: 19
Coding region: 708-3278 (856 amino acids)
Biological process (GO): protein homooligomerization
Molecular function (GO): protein binding
Source: RefSeq, a predicted model, not a curated record
UCAACUGUACCGCAGAAAUGGAAAGUAAAUCACAGAAAAUAGAUGUUGUUUUGGCAGCAGCUGAGAAGUACUUGGGUGUACGAGAUUUGACUUCAGAAGAGUUACAGGGUGUGUUGACUGGUGGUGUCCCUUCCUUCCAGGUCGUUGGCCUGGGGUAGGAUCAGAUUCAAUUAGUGGAAUAAGGUGGUGGGUUUUAAUGAGUGUAGGGUUAGUUGGUAUGGUAAUUAAAAAUAUAUGUUUUAUUAAAUUUUUCCCGUUUCCCACGAUGUAUUACAACGUGUAAUGGAUUUAUACUAUAGUUCAGUUGGGGGCGGUAAUGCAACAUAUUGGAUGCCAACCGCCAUUAUACCUCAUUUAAGAAGAUCACAGCAUCGAGUCACCGCACGACACAGAAAACGGACCAGACCCUAAAAUACACGCCACUAAAAACACACAUGGAUCUAUAGGAACCAGUAUAUCGGUGAAUACAGCAAAAUUAGACGCGCCUGACCAUUACCACAAGGUUACACAUAGCUGUAGUUUAUGCUAGGUUAUGUAUGCAGGGAGAAUUGCAGUUGCUGUUUGGAAGUGAAAUAUUUUAUGGAGGCUUGGAAGGACGCGGGGGAGCGAGGAGCCGAAGUGGGGAAACUGGAGAUUGCUACAACGUACUGGAAACUACAGCUUCUGCUGGCUACGAGUAACCCACGCGCACGGGACGGGGUGGAAACAUGGCCGCGAAUGGCAACAAUUUAACAUCUGGGAUGGGAGAAAUUAUCCAACUGAACGUUGGUGGGACACGGUUCAGCACCUCUAGACAGACUCUCAUGUGGAUCCCAGACUCUUUCUUUUCAAGUUUGCUGAGUGGGAGAAUAUCAUCUCUACUGGAUGAAACUGGAGCUAUAUUUAUUGACAGGGACCCAACAGCCUUUGCGCCCAUCUUGAAUUUCCUUCGAACCAAAGAGUUAGACUUAAGGGGGGUAAACAUUAACAUUCUCCGCCAUGAAGCUGAGUUUUAUGGGAUAACGCCAUUAGUGAGGAGGUUGUUGCUGUGUGAGGAGAUAGAGCGUUCGUGUUGUGGCAGUGUUCUGUUCCAUGGAUACCUUCCCCCUCCAGGUACUAAUGUGCUUCUCCCAGCCCGUAACUCCAGCCCCACCCCUGCAGCCUCUGGCCUUGCCGCUGAGGAUCGGCCUGGUCCUAGCGGAGCAGAAGGGGGGUUCCCCCAAACCUGCCCCCCCCACACCUCCCUUCCCGGACCCCCUGGAGCCGAGGCGCCACACAGACUGGGUGCUGUGGUGGAUCCUAGGAAGGUGCUGAUUGUAGCUGGACAUCAUAACUGGAUCGUAGUGGCUUAUGCACACUUUGUCAUCUGUUACAGGAUAAAGGAGUCAUCAGGGUGGCAGCAGGUGUUUUCUAGCCCCUAUCUGGACUGGUCCAUUGAGAGAAUCGCUGUCAACGCCAAGGUGGUAGGUGGUCCCCAUGGCGAUAAGGACAAGAUGGUGGCAGCCGCCUCCGAUAGCAACAUCAUCCUCUGGAGCAUCCAGGACGGAGGGAGCGGAAACGAGAUAGGUGUGUUUAGUCUGGGUGUACCAGUAGAUCAUCUAUUCUUCAUUGGGAACCAGCUAGUGGCCACCAGUCACAUGGGGAAGGUGGGGGUCUGGAACGCUGUCACACAGCAUUGGCAGGUGCAAGAUGUAGUUCCCAUCACCAGCUGUGACACAGCUGGCUCCUUCCUGCUUCUGGGUUGCAACAACGGAUCCAUCUACUAUAUAGACAUGCAGAAGUUUCCUUUGAGGAUGAAGGAUAAUGAUCUGUUGGUGACAGAACUGUACCACGACCCAUCUGACGAUGCCAUAACUGCUCUCAGUGUCUACUUCACACCCAAGACCAGUGUGAGUGGUAACUGGAUAGAGAUGGCGUAUGGGACCAGUUCUGGAGCAGUGAGGGUUAUAGUCCAACACCCUGAGACAGUAGGCUCUGGACCUCAGCUCUUCCAGACCUUCACUGUCCACCGCUCCCCUGUCACCAAGAUCAUGCUCUCUGAGAAACACCUGGUCUCAGUGUGUGCGGACAACAACCAUGUGCGUACGUGGACAGUGACGCGGUUCCGAGGCAUGAUCUCCACGCAGCCUGGCUCCACCCCCCUCGCCUCCUUUAAGAUCCUCUCAUUGGAGGAGACUGAGAGCCACGGCAGCUACUCAUCAGGCAAUGACAUUGGUCCAUUUGGGGAGAGAGAGGACCAGCAGGUGUUUAUUCAGAAGGUCAUCCCCAUCACCAACAAGCUGUUUGUUCGCCUCUCCUCCACUGGGAAAAGGAUCUGUGAGGUGGCGGCAGUGGAUGGGACCACCAUCUCGUGUUUCACAGUUAGGGAGUGUGAGGGUUCUAGCAGGAUGGGUUCUAGACCCAGGAGGUACCUGUUCACAGGCCAUGGCAAUGGCAGCAUUCAGAUGUGGGACCUCACCACCGCUAUGUACACUGCCAACAAGGGAGAGGAGAAGAAGAAAGAUGAGGUGGGCGGGCCAACAGAAGAGGAGCUGCUUCAGCUAUUGGACCAGUGUGACCUCAGCACCUCCCGCUGUGCCACGCCCAACAUCAGCCCCGCCCCCUCGGUGCUGCAGCCCAGCCGUCUCCGAGAGUCCUGCUCCAGCCUCCAGCUGCAGGCCCAGGAUCCCAUUCCAGAGACGGCCACCUACGGAGCUCUGCGACCCUACAGAGAGAGCCCACUGCUGGCCCGAGCCCGGCGCACAGAGUCCUUCCACAACUACAAAGACUUCCAGAACUUCUCCCUAGGGAAAGGCCUGCUGGAGAGCCCUGAACAGGCUCCAGGACAGGGGGCACGCCCAGGUACAGAAGCCAGAACCCGGUCGCUGUGUGAGGCUGGAGAGGAGGUUGGGAGGAGGGGCUCUGCCAUGGAGCUCUGGGCUAGCCGAACCACUAACGCCGCCUACGCUAAUGUCUUUGCUAACGUUGCAGCUGAGGGUAUCACAGAAUCGCCACGGCAACCGCCUGAGAGCCCUGGUGGUGACAUUCGUCGAAGGCUCCAAUCGGAGGAGGAGGAGUGGGCGGGGCUUGGAUCAGGGGCGGAGGCUAGAGGCUCUGAGGUGAGGAGGAAGGCAGGGUUUGAGGGGGGGUUGUUUCUGGGCAGGAAGAGGGCACCUCCCGUCCCCCAGCUCUCCUCGCUGUCCUCGGGGGGAUGCAGUGACUCCUCCUCCACCGCCUCCCCCUCCCCCACUAAGCUGGCCUCCACUUCCCCCCGGCGCAGGAAGUGCAGCGAGCCGGCCAAUCAGGACAGCAACCUGUGAGUGAAAGACAGCUCUGAUGCAGACACACCCCUUGUGUCUGUCAAUCAACAGCUUCAGGUAGAAGUUACCCCCGAAACACUGAUCUAGGACCAGCCAACCCUCCACAAGCCUAACCAUUAGGAGGAACUGGCCUUAGAUCAGUGUCUGAGGGCAACUUCAUCUCACAGGCAACACUCAUGUGCCGCAGCCUAAGGAUCAUGACUUUAACCCUUUAUAUAUCUCCAUCAUUGCUGGUAUCUGGUUGCUACACAAUUAAUAAUAAUAAAUCAUUUGGUGGGUGCUUAUAUUUGUUCUAACGUCAUACAUGUACAAGUGUGUAUUAAUACUUGUGUGUGAAUUGGACAUGUGUUUUUUGCAUAUCCCAACUCUCCAGGAGACACCCUUGGAGUUUGGGUUCAUGGCCAGGGUGCACCUCCAAUGUUUGUUCCAAUAGUCCCUCAUGACAUCAUUCAGACUUUUUGUGUUGGAUGCAUGUAGUUUACCGACUGUUAACAAAGUGCUACAUACGUUUAUUUCCCCCUUGUGGUUACUUUCCCAAACCAGUAGCCAUGUGUGUUGUGUUUUAGACAUGAAUGAAUUCAACACUACACAGUAAAUCACUUUAUUUGUACUUCCUGAUCGAAACAGACCGACGUCUCAUGCUGAAGAUCAAUGUGACUUUCCAUGGUGUUGUUUCUUUAAAUAUAAGGAGGAUUACAUUUUGUAGUGCCUUCUUUGACAUCAGCCAUAAUCUACGUAUCCCCCUGUCCUGUGAUGGAGAGAGGAUAUAGAGUCUUAAGGGCAGAUUCAAUGAGAUUGGCAGCCGCAUAGCGUCGUUUUGGAGGUGUCGGAGGUGGAGCUGCGUUAGAGCUGUCAAAUCCACAAGAGGCUCGUUGUGUUACCUGCCAUUGGAUGCAACGAAACCACACCAGACUGUAAUCCCAACAAAUCCCAUGCGGCCGCGUUAAAGUUCAAUCACUCAAAUUAGACUGGUGGGCAUAAAUCCCCCAUCAAAUGAGCAUGAAAACAUGCAUCAGCCUCACAUCAAUGACACCAGUCAUUAUUUUGAACAUGAUAGAAGCCUGCACUUUUCUAGUGCCGUUUUGAACCUCUAACACAAAGGGAUAAUAAGGAAGACGAUUGAUGUGUGACAGGAGCAUCCGCUCACCGAUAUGCCAGCUCAUACCGCUUGUACACCUCCAACACAUUCAGGCUGUAUCACAACCGGCCGUGAUUGGGAGUCCCAUAGGGCGGCGCACAAUUGGCCCAGCGUCGUCCGGGUUUGAUCAGUGUAGGCUGUUAUUGUAAAUAAGAAUUUGUUCUUAACUUUCUGGCCUAGUUAAAUAAAGGUUAAAAACAAAUGUGCUGCUAUGUGGAUGUCGGCAAACGCUGGUUAAAGCUCCAUCUGAUUGAAUCCAGGCCUUAGACCAAAGGUUCUGACUGUCCAGUUGUCACAGGUUGGAUAGCUGCUAUUAUUGUCACUCCUGUCACCCAACGAUAGCUUUCAGAUGGACAAAGAGAAUAGGGGAGAGAGAGAGAGCAAGAGAUCAAUGGAGCCCAUCCUUUAGUUCCCUUCCUAAGACAUCCUCUACCCCAUCACUGGACCAGACCUGGGUCAAGUACAUACAACUUGAGGUGCACUUGAUUUAGCUUGUCCACUGAAAUGGAACCAAUGGAAUAGUCCCAAAAGUGCAAACGCUGCCCAACACUCUAAAUCAAGCACACCCCUUGUAUUUGAAUGUACUGUAUUUGACCCAGGUCUGUUUUAGACAGAGGUGUUCAAUAAGAGAUGUUCAAUAAGGAAUAUUGAACAUGUACAAAGAUGUACAUUUAAAUAAUAUGCAACCUGAUUAUACUGUAUGUGAAGAGUAUACAGUACCUACAAAAUCCAAACUAUAUAUAUAUAUAUAUAUGUAACCAUACUGAUGCAUUUAAUAUUUAUGUAACUAUCUACAUAUUUGCUGUUGUUUGCGACAUGUCUGUUUGUUCUCAUAUAAUAUAUAUUGAUAUGAAUCCUAUUUUAUUGUACCUAAAUUGUAUUUACACUCGCACUAUGAAGACUAAAUAAUGAAGUAAUAUUGUAUUUGGUAUGAGAUGAUAUGUAGCCCUUUGAGGAAUAAUGCCUGUCCCUCUGUGUCUAAGGCCUGGAUUUAUUCCGAUCCACGUUAGAUCCGCCUUAUAGUGCGAUUUGACAUUUAAAGGUAAUUUCCUAUUGAGCUGACAUAUCCAUCGUUUACCGUGAAUGCGGUUUUUACGAAAGUGGGAACAUUGCCUUUAAAAGUUGUAUAGGGACGAUCAGAUUGAAUCUAUUUGAAUGUUGUAUAGGGGCGAUCAGAUUGAAUCUAUUUGAAUGUUGUAUAGGGGCGAUCAGAUUGAAUCUAUUUGAAUGUUGUAUAGGGGCGAUCAGAUUGAAUCUAUUUGAAUGUUGUAUAGGGGCGAUCAGAUUGAAUCUAUUUGAAUGUUGUAUAGGGGCGAUCAGAUUGAAUCUAUUUGAAUGUUGUAUAGGGGCGAUCAGAUUGAAUCUAUUUGAAUGUUGUA